Punica granatum (pomegranate) is the source of this 2781-nucleotide messenger RNA. NCBI's taxonomy places the organism in Eukaryota, Viridiplantae, Streptophyta, Magnoliopsida, Myrtales, Lythraceae. The record is from RefSeq and is a predicted model, not a curated record.
UCUAAACACGGGAGAGGAGAAGAGGAUGAUCCGAUGUAUUGGGCCCCACGCGAUUCUUGGAGGCCUACAUUUUAAGACAUGGGCCCACGCCCAUGUUUGGUGCAAACACCAGACGUGGACACUCACCGACGGCGUCCUACGAUCAUGUGUCCGACCCAAAGCUGGUAGAUGGGCCCUACCUUCCCCCUCCUGCACCCUGUCUGGGCCCCACUUUCUUCCUCUCCAAUCUCCAUGCAUCUCUCUCUCUCUCUCUCUAUCUGAUUAAUCUGUCUCAGGAGAGAGGUCUCCUCUGCUUCUUCUUCUGCACUCGUCUGAGCUCGCCAUCUUCAUUGGAAACCUAACCUGACCUUCAUCAAUCCCUUUCCUCCUCAGCUUCCGCCUCAUCUCCUUCCUCUCUCCGGUGAUGAAGUUCCCCGGAUCGCAUUUUCCUCCGAGGUUGUCUCCCGCCGCGCUCACCGCCCUCUCCUUCCUCCUCGUCCUGACGUUCGCUGUCUUCACCAUCCGCCACCGCCCCCACCGGCCCCGGGACCCCUCCCGGUUCCACUCCCACUUCAUCUCCUCCGCCAACAACGCCACCCUCUCCGCCUACCUGCGCUCCCUCACCCGCCACCCCCAUCUCGCCGGGACCCCUCCCUCCCUCUCCACCGCCCGCCUCGUACUCUCCCACUUCCAGUCCCUCGGCCUCGAGACCCGUUCCGCCCGCUUCCGCUCCGUCCUCUCCUACCCUCUCCACUCCUCCCUCUCCUUGCACUUCCCCAACGGCUCCGCCUUCAGCCUCCCCCUGGCCGAGCCAGGGAGCUCGGGCGUCGUCUUGCCCUACCACGCGUACUCCCCCUCGGGUUCCGUCAGCUCCAAGACGGUGUUUGCUAACUACGGUCGCGAAGAGGACUACGAGGCUCUGAUUAAGCUGGGCGUGGACGUGACUGGGUCCAUCGUGGUGGUCAGGAAAGGGGGUGACCUUUCUCGGGGUGGGGUCGUUCGGGUGGCUGAGCGCGCAGGUGCGGCGGCAGUUCUCAUUUACGCGGAGGAGGAUAAGACAGUCAGGAGUGGGGUCGAGAGAGGGACGGUCAUGAGCGGCGUGGGGGACCCGGUGAGCCCCGGCUGGGCUGUCGAGGCUGAUAAUGGCGGGGAGGUUCUGGGGUUAGAGGACACUGCAGUUUUAGCAAGGUUCCCGAGAAUCCCGUCUUUGCCGCUGUCCCUGGAAUGUGCUGAGAUGAUACUGCGUCAGCUCGGGGGAGCCUCUGUGCCGGCAGAGUGGAAGGGGUCCAUAAGGUCUACUGUCCGGGGAGUGGGGGCCGGCCCUGUGGUAUUGAAUUUGACUUACCAGGGGGAGAAGAAAAUGGCGACCAUCCAAAAUAUCUUUGCUGUCAUUAGGGGAUUAGAAGAGCCCGAUCGCUAUGUUCUACUAGGCAAUCACCGAGAUGCAUGGACAUAUGGAGCUGUUGAUCCAAACAGUGGAACAACUGCCCUUCUUGACAUUGCUCACCGAUAUUCUCAUAUGGUGCGGAAGGGUUGGAGUCCUCGAAGGACUAUAAUUCUCUGUAGUUGGGAUGCGGAGGAAUUCGGAAUGAUAGGAUCUACUGAAUGGGUCGAGCAAAAUCUUGUGAAUCUGGGUUCGAAAGCUGUGGCUUACCUCAAUGUAGAUUGUGCAGUGCAAGGGCCUGGAUUUUUUGCUGGGGCUACUCCUCAGCUUGAUGAUCUCCUCACUGAGGUCACAAAGAAGGUAAAGGAUCCUGACUUCGCAGAAGCAACAGUAUACGAAAUGUGGACAAAGGCGAACAAGGCCAUCAAUAUACAAAGACUCAGUGGGGUGGAUUCAGACUUUGCUCCAUUUCUGCAGCACGCUGGGGUUCCUUCUAUUGAUAUAUAUUAUGGAAGAGAUUUUCCAGUCUAUCAUACUGCAUAUGACACAUAUGAAUGGAUGGCAAAACGUGGGGAUCCUACAUUUCAGCGGCAUGUGGCUGCCGCAGGAAUAUGGGGAUUACUAGCUCUUCGCUUGGCUGAUGAUCUGGUCCUACCUUUCAAUUACACCUCUUAUGCUAACGAGUUACAGGGUUACGUGGAUGUGUUGAGUAACCUUUUAAGUGGAAGCAUCUCUCUGUAUCCUUUAUUUUCGUCGGUUCAAGCGCUUCAUUCUGUGGCCAAAGACGUGCAAACUGAAGCAAGGGAUCUGAAGGAACAAGAAACGGAAAGGGAACUUCAAGCAUUGAGGAUGCGGGGAUUGAAUGAUCGAUUGAUGCUUGCCGAGAGAGGCUUCUUAGAUGCCGAUGGUCUUCAAGGCAGGCGGUGGUUCAAGCACUUGGUCUAUGGCCCGCAUGGUGACUAUAGGAGCAAGCUGGGUUUCUUCCCCGGUGUAGCAGAUGCUAUGAUGUCGGCAGAAUCAAGGGGUGCGAAGGAGAGGGGGAAUGAAGAAGGGAAUGCACUGAUCCAGCAUGAGAUAUGGAGGGCCUCCAGGGCCAUUCAAAGGGCUGCCAAUGCCCUUAGAGGAGAUGUCUUCUCACAGUAAUAUAUUCAUAAGCUUUGACUAUGACUACGCCAUAUGAUGGUGAUCGGAAAAGAAAGAGUCGCCGCAAAUUCCUCCCACAGACAGCAGCACACUACAAAGGCACAAAAACUAUGUGAGGGAGGAGAUUUUGCCUUGUUGGUGUUGUACCUUGCAGUAUCUGCACUGUAAAUAUAUAACCAAAGUUGUAUAUUAUUGUUCAAUGUACUAGAACAGGAAAAAAAAAAGAAAAAAAAGAAAGAAAGGAAAUAGAAGGGAUUAUGAUUUUCUGCAGUAAA